GUUGAGUCCAUAUAUGAAGGCUGCUGUUCUCGGCUGCUGGGUCCGGGGAUAAUAUCAAAGGUGGUGGUGGUGGUGGAAUAGAUGUCUUAUAAUAAGCUCGGAAUCAAUUCAAGAAGGACAUCAUCCUUCCGGCAUGUAUGACGUCAUGAGGUCCGGAGUUUGUACGAGAAUUUGAGGAUAGUUGCCUCUCUGCUGCUGCUGCUGGAGGCUGGGGUUUAUUCUGAUGGAAAAGACGUAAAACGAGUGGUAGGGGAAGAAGUGGGGAUAUGUUGAUGAUCCUGACCUUGGUGGUGGUGUUUAUGAUGGGAAUUGAAAACAGUAGUAUGCGAAUUCCAAUUUACAUCAUCAUGCCUUGAGAGGUUGGUACCAUACUACUUCAUAAGGAUAAUUCUGUAUGAACGAUCUGAUUGUUAAUACCUUUUGGUCAUAUGUUCAUGAUGUGAUGGAAUGAUUCUGCCAUCAUGAAGGUGGUGGUAAGUGCUCAGAAUCUGCCCUCGAGAUCAUGAACCGGUUUAGUAGGUGUCGUAGUAAUGUCUAGUAGUAGCGAUGAUGAUGAUUAUCAACAGUUGAAGUAUUAACCUAAUGCAUAAGCUUAGUGUAUUGUUAUAGUGUUUAUGCCUAAUGUCACCCAAUUCUAGUGUCAUCUGUCUACCACCUGAUUGGACAGUAUUCUCUCUAACUUACGUACCAUACCCAACUAGGGAGUACGGCAAGGUCAUAGGGUGGAUGUUAGCGUUACUAUCACUAGCACCUAUCUUUGCUAUAUCAUCGAUCUUUACCAUCACUUUAGUGCGGCAAUCAGUUCGGUGGGGUCUACUACUGGUAGGGUUGAUAUUAUCAACAAUAGUGAAUACCAUAUUAAAGUACUACAUUGCUGAGCCAAGGCCGGAAGGUACCUUUGCUAAGGGUUAUGGAAUGCCGAGUGAUCACUGUCAGUUUUGUGGCUUUAUCAUUGCAUAUGGUUUCUUGUUUGUUAAGCAUCAUAUACGAACACGACCACUAUGGAUAAGAUACAUUCCGCCCGUUUUGGCGGUCAUACUCAUUGUUUUCCCCCUCGCGUACUCAAGAGUAUUCCUCUUAGCACAUACAUGGUCACAGGUCCGAGCAGGACUAUUACUUGGCCUUACUCUCGGAUCAAGUUGGUUCUGGUUCGUAUUCCAGACUCUUGAGGGCUAUGGUGUUCUAUACCGAUUACAAUCAUUUAUCGACUUGCUCAUGAUGAAUGAUGUCCAACGUCACUUAUGGGUGACUAGGAUGUAUAGACGUGAACGUACUAGUGUACUACAUGGCAAUGGAGGCAGUAGUCCUACCACCUCCCGUACAGAGUCACCACUCAAAGCUGAUA
Perkinsus marinus ATCC 50983 is the source of this 1345-nucleotide messenger RNA. Its product is annotated as Dolichyldiphosphatase, putative. The transcript is spliced from 8 exons. Gene Ontology annotation, molecular function: sphingosine-1-phosphate phosphatase activity. The record is from RefSeq and is a predicted model, not a curated record. Lineage: Eukaryota; Perkinsozoa; Perkinsida; Perkinsidae. The annotation marks the transcript as partial.